Saccoglossus kowalevskii is the source of this 1836-nucleotide messenger RNA. Its product is annotated as solute carrier family 68 member 1-like. NCBI's taxonomy places the organism in Eukaryota, Metazoa, Hemichordata, Enteropneusta, Harrimaniidae. The record is from RefSeq and is a predicted model, not a curated record.
UUUUAUAUUGGGAAAUGUACAGUACACUAAACGUAACCUGAACUCUGUGUUAUUUCCUGCCGUCUCCAGAAAUAACCAUGGCAGCAAGGGAGUCACUGUAUGUACACUAUGGAGCAAUGUCCCUGUUUUUAACAAUUACCCAUAACGUGUUCCUCCUCUACUAUGUACAAAUGUUUGUAUCUAUUUAUAAAAUAGAUAAACUGUCAUUUUGGAUUGGAGAGACUAUUUUUCUAGUUUGGAAUUCCAUAAAUGAUCCUUUAUUUGGUUGGUUCAGUGAUAAAAGUUUACUCUCAGCAGAAAGUGAGGGAAGAACUGUAAAUCAGCCAUCUGUCGUACUUAGAAGAAUCCAAGCAUUGUCUAUUAAUGGUCCAUUGUUUUCUAUUUCAUUUCUUCUUUUCUGGAUUUCAUGGGGCAAUCCUACAAUUCAAUUUAUCGUGUGUCUAUGUUUAUAUGAUAGUUUUCUUACAAUGGUGGAUCUACAUCAUACAGCAUUAUUGGCUGAUUUAGCUCUAAGCGCCACUGAACGAACAAAAUUAAAUGGUUAUUGCUCUGUAUUCAGUGCUUUGGGUUCACUUUCUGUGUUUGUAUCGUAUUUCUUCUGGGACCGAAACAGCACAUUCCUGUUUCAAGUAUUUUGUACUGGGAUUUCUAUGUUUUCAAUGAUUGGUUACUUUGCUGGAAGUCGCUUACUAAAACAAGCCUUUAUAGAAGUCAUGAACAAAGAAGACAUGAUGCAAUUACAAAGUUCACAGAUAGAUAAUAAGAAAUUCAAUCCAGCAAAAACAGAAGUUUCUAUGAAACUUUAUAUAAAUCAAGUAAAGAAACACAAAAACUUUAUGUGGUUUACAGCUAUGAAUCUUGUACAAGUAUUCCACUGUCAUUUCAACAGCAAUUUCUUCCCAAUAUUUCUUGAGAAUCUCCUUGGUAAUCAUAUCACUCCACUGGUGGCCAGUUUACUACUCGGUACAUCGUUUAUUAUCCCACACAUCAACAAUUUAUAUUUCCUAUCCCUAUGUAGACGAUAUGGAGUUUAUUCUGUCGUCAAAGGAUUGUUUUUUAUCAAGCUUUUACUAAGUAUAUGUAUGCUGGCAGCUGGUCCCAGAUAUGUUAUUUUACUUUGUCUUUUCAUUGCAAGUAACCGUGUAUUUACAGAAGGUACAUGUAAAUUAUUAAAUUUGGUGGUCAGUGACUUAGUAGACGAAGAUUGUGUCAUACACCAUAGAAAACAAGCCGUGUCAGCGUUAGUAUUUGGAACAUCAGCACUGCUAUCAAAACCAGGACAGACAUUGGCGCCAUUAGUUGGAACCUGGCUACUCUCAUCACAAACAGGUCAUGAUAUUUUCCAGUCUGGACAUGAAAGUGGAUCAAUACGACUUUCGCAAUCAUCCAGUGCAGACGAUAAAGCUAUGGUUGAAUGGGGAUGUUUCCAAUGUCUUGUAUUUGUGCCAAUUAUAUGUGCUAUAAUACAGCUUAUAGCGUGGUCUCAGUUUACUCUCCGUGGUCGUCGAUUACAGUGGGUCAAAUCAGUCAGGGCUGGAUCCGGAUUUUGUGAUGUUUAAAAGAAAUAUUAUAACAGAUAUAUAUUUUUAAAUUGUGAUUUUAUAAAUUUUAUGUACAAAUAAUAUUAGCAGUUUAAUUAGAUGUAAUGAAUUUUUAUUAAUUUUAAAAUAUUUUUAAUUUCCAAUUCUGGAUCUAUUGACUUAGCUGUACUGUUUGCCAUACAACUUAGCAGUUCACUGAUGACGACAGAUUAUGAUGAAAAAGAUUUGGUAGAUGCUGCGUUUGGUUUGGCGUAUGAGCAAACCACUCUAUAUAAAAAGAUUCACAGGGUAUCGA